AUGGAAAUAAGGUUCAGCUCAUCUGGGAAGCCAGAACCUUUAGAAACAGACAAAGCAUUAAAGUGGGUAGAAAUCUCGGGAUUUGAGGUAGUCAUUUGUGGAAACUGUGGGCUUGGCUUUAACCAGAAAUCAACUCUCUUUAGUCGUCAGAGGACUCUCUUAGGAGGAAAGCCUUAUUUCUGCAGUGAGUGUGGCCGAAGCUUUAGCUAUAAAUCAACUCUCAUCACACACAAGAGAUCACAUACGGGGGAGAAGCCUUACCUCUGCAGAGAGUGUGGGCAAACCUUCAGCCAGACGUCAAACCUAGUCACACACAAGAUGGCGCACUCUGGGGAAAAGCCCUUUGCAUGUGAGGAUUGUGGGCGAAGCUUUAGCCAGAAGUCAAUCCUCAUCAGACACCUUCGAACACACUCAGGGGAGAAGCCCUUUGUGUGCCAGGAGUGUUGGUGAGGCUUCAGGGCUAAGUCAAACCUUAUCACACACCAGAGGACUCACUCGUGGGAGAAGCCUUACGUCUGCAGGGACUGUGGGAGGCUUUUUUGAGAUAAAUCCACUCUCGGCAAACACCAGAGAUUUCAUUCAGGGGAGAAUCCUCAUUUGUGCAAUGAAUGUGGCCAGAGCUUUAGUCAGAAGUCAUAUCUCGUUAAACACAAGAGGACACACUCAGGAGAGAAGCCUUUUGUGUGUCUGGAGUGUGGGCAAGGCGAAUGUGGGUGAGAAUUUAGGCCUAAGUCUACUCUCAUUGCACAUCAGAGGACACACUCAGGAGAGAAGCCUUUUGUGUGUGGGGAAUGAGGGCAAGGCUUUCGACAGAAGUCACAACUCAUCAGUCAUCAGAGGACACGCUUUGGGAAGAAGGCUUAUGUUUGCACUGAGUGUGGACAAGGUUUUAGCCAGAAAGCAAAUCUAGUCAGACACGAGCUGACCCACUCCAGGGAGAAGUCCUUUGAGUGCAUUGAGUGUGGGCGAGGCUUUGGCCAGAAAGCAGCCCUCCUAAGACAUCAGAGGACACACUCACGGGAGAAGCCCUAUGUAUGCAGGGAGAGUGAGCGGGGCUUCACUGAUAAGGUGACCCUCAGCACUCAUCAGAGGACACACUUGGGGCAGAAGGCUUAUAUUUGCAGUAAGUGUGGGGAAGGCUUUCGGCUGAAAUCACUCCUCAUUAGACACAGGAGGACUCACUCGUUGUAG
Lagenorhynchus albirostris (white-beaked dolphin) is the source of this 1191-nucleotide messenger RNA. RefSeq names its product zinc finger protein 343-like. The record is from RefSeq and is a predicted model, not a curated record. Gene Ontology annotation, biological process: regulation of transcription by RNA polymerase II. Gene Ontology annotation, molecular function: RNA polymerase II cis-regulatory region sequence-specific DNA binding; DNA-binding transcription factor activity, RNA polymerase II-specific. Lineage: Eukaryota; Metazoa; Chordata; Mammalia; Artiodactyla; Delphinidae. The transcript has 2 exons.